Oryctolagus cuniculus (rabbit) is the source of this 3077-nucleotide messenger RNA. It is a transcript of the gene NFYB, whose product is annotated as nuclear transcription factor Y subunit beta. The record is from RefSeq and is a predicted model, not a curated record. NCBI's taxonomy places the organism in Eukaryota, Metazoa, Chordata, Mammalia, Lagomorpha, Leporidae. Gene Ontology annotation, molecular function: protein heterodimerization activity; DNA-binding transcription activator activity, RNA polymerase II-specific; RNA polymerase II cis-regulatory region sequence-specific DNA binding. Gene Ontology annotation, cellular component: CCAAT-binding factor complex; nucleus. Gene Ontology annotation, biological process: regulation of transcription by RNA polymerase II.
UGUGCGCCGGCCGGGGAGCGGCGGGACGCGGGCCAGGCCGCCUCCCGCUCGCCGCCGUUGAGCUCCGAGCCCGAGGCCGAAGAGGGCUGCCGGCGGGGCACGGCCGGGGCCCCCCUCCCGGCGGCGGCGCCCCGGGCCGGCUCCAUUUUGUGCGGGGAGCCGGCCGGCUGGCGGGGGGCGCGCGGCCCGGGGGUCCCCGACCCUGCCCCCUCGGCCUCUGCAGCCGCGCGGGCCCCCGCGGGGCGCCCCCCAGCCUCCCGCUCGUCGGUCCGCGGGGGCCUGGCCGGGCCCGGCCGCUUUGUCUGCCCGCACACUCCGGCGCCGCGCGGCGGGCGGGAGACGGGCGUUGGGCGCGGGGGCCGGGCUGGCCGGGCCAUCGGGGGGUCGGCGCCGCACGUGCGGGGCUGACAGGUCGCGGGCUCGGCGGUGGGGCCCCGGGCCACCCCGCGCACCUGCGUGGGGGAGGCGGCGAGGUCCCCGGGAGGCAGGAAUGGCUUUGGCGUCCCCGCAGUCUGGUUUGCGCGUAAAGAAUGCAGCCAUCUGGCGGCUUGUGGUCCCUGGACUUGCCCCGAAGGUGGGAAGGAAGCCGUUCGGAUUGGACUGAGGUUUCAGUCCUCGCUGGUGGGAGGCGGGAGGCUGUGCAGGGGCUCACGGAGCGGUAGUCUCCGAGAACAAAGAAUUCCAGAGCACCCACAAAUCGUAAUCUCGCCCGAAGUACUAGAACAAGAUGCUAGAAACACGGGUUGGAAUUGGGCAGAGAUUAGACACCUUUUUAGAAAGGUGUUCUUGAGCACCACUGGCACCACGGUUCUGACAGUAUUUCAUGACAAAAUCUUUUUUUCCUCCUAGAUGGACGGUGACAGUUCGACCACAGAUGCUUCUCAACUGGGAAUUUCUGCAGACUACAUUGGCGGGAGCCACUACGUGAUACAGCCUCACGAUGAUACUGAGGACAGCAUGAAUGAUCAUGAAGACACAAAUGGUUCAAAAGAAAGUUUCCGAGAACAAGAUAUAUAUCUUCCAAUUGCAAAUGUGGCUAGGAUAAUGAAGAAUGCCAUACCUCAAACAGGAAAGAUUGCAAAAGAUGCCAAAGAAUGUGUUCAAGAAUGUGUGAGUGAGUUCAUUAGCUUUAUAACAUCUGAAGCAAGUGAAAGGUGCCAUCAAGAAAAACGGAAGACAAUCAAUGGAGAAGACAUUCUCUUUGCCAUGUCCACCUUGGGCUUUGACAGUUAUGUGGAACCUCUGAAAUUGUACCUUCAGAAAUUCAGAGAGGCUAUGAAAGGAGAGAAAGGAAUUGGUGGAGCAGUCACAGCUACAGAUGGACUAAGUGAAGAGCUUACAGAGGAGGCAUUCACUAACCAAUUACCAGCUGGCUUAAUAACUGCAGAUGGUCAACAACAAAAUGUUAUGGUUUAUACAACAUCAUAUCAACAGAUUUCUGGUGUUCAACAAAUUCAGUUUUCAUGAUCUGAAGAAAUUAUGGGAUGGAAGUGUAGAGAAGCAAGAGUCUGUGAUUCUGGAACAGAGACAUCAGAAGAAAAUGACUGGUGAAAAAAUGUCUCUUUGUACAUUAAAUAGCUGUAAUGUAGCUUCCUGAUGCUUGACUAAUUGAGGUGUUAAUUCUGACUUGAGAAUCUUUUUCAUGAAUGAUUUUAAAGAAAAAUUUGGAUUUUAAAGGUAUUAAAAUAUUUUUGUUUUGUACGAGAGUUUGUUGCUCUGUAUGACUCCUGUAUGCAUUGUAUAUUGCAAUUUAUUACUGUCAGAGAUUUGUAGACAGUUUCUUAUUUUCAUAUUGAAUCAUGUUACUUUUGUAAUUCAAAUAAGCAGCUGGGUUAAUUCAUGAUGUUUGCCCUUUUAAUAAAAUAUAAGGGUAGAGUUCAUUUGAAUGCAAGUUGCCUUUAUUAUAAAUUUGAGUUUGUCUUGGCUAUAUAUACUAUCUUGCAUGGUAACCUAGCUAGAUUUUUACAUUUGCCAUAUUUUAUUAAAAUUGAUUUUUUUGGUAAAACAUUCAAAGCAGCACCAUUUUAAAAAAUAUAACUGAGUAAUUGUGAAUGCAGAAGAAAUUAUUGUCUGCCCUGUUAAACUUGGUGCCCAUUAACAGUGUUUACACUGUUCAUUGUGCCUGUUAAUGUAGUUUUACUUACUAGAGCUUUCAUUAAGACUAGAUUUAUUUUUGAGUUACAUUAUUAUGAGUGUUAGAAUUCAUUUAAGUUUAACAUAGUUCUAGAGCCCUUAAAAUGGUGCCCCUUUUAUUUGAUAUGAUUUUUUUCAAAGCAUAUCUUCAAGUAUUAUAGUGUCCUCUUCCAGAAGGGGAAUUUUAUAGUCUGAUGGUAAAUGUCCUCAUCUUACCUUUUUUUAUUGAAAUGUCAAGUUUCCUAUUACACUAUAGGAACCAAGAAAUAUUGGCUGUCAUUAUGUGUACAGACCUUUUGCACGGUGAGUGAAUGAGAAUGAGAACAGAGUGAGUGCUAUGAGCAGUGUGAAAUAGAAGCCAUGACUUCUAGUGUGCUGUCUUGAUCUUUGCAAUAAACUAAACUUAGAUAAUGUAACUUUGUAUAAUUUAGUAGUAUGUACUUGAGUUGUUCCUUUUUUAAAGUAAGGAUUUGUAUUUUCUCAUUUAUUCUUUUUGGUGAUAAUUAACUUGAAGUAGAUUUUUUUUAUUUUAAUAUCACAAAUUGCUGUUGUAUAUUUUGCCUAAAAGGCAGUCUGAGUGAAUGCCGUCUGUGAUGAAGGACAUUCAGAUGUAUAAGGCAGAGGCAGUCUCCCACUGACUGCCAGGAGCCUGUAAGGGCACAUUUUGGCUACUCUAGGUAAUAAUUCCCUUCCUCCUACCCCCUUGUUUAAAAAUAAUCUUCAUGAUAGAAACUUCAAAUAGGAAAAAAAGGGAUGGUAGUUACGCAGAAUCAACUAGCCUCCUACUAUGUUGAAAUAACCAAUGUUAAUAUUUUGAUAAAUAUCAUUUGUCCUUUUACUUUGCAAAAUAUGUAUAUUUUUAUAAAAAUGGGUUCAUUGUGCAUACUGUUUUGUAACCUGCUUUUUUCACUUAACAAUAUAUUGUGAAUGUCUUUGCCAGGUUA